GGGGUCUAGUCUUCUGUGUCCCGUAUUGGCACAAGCUGGACCAGACUACAGCGGGUGCGCGUUGGACGUACAACGAGUACGUCUACUUCCAAUCAAAAGACACCGAUUUUUCUUUCUCGGAUCUCUCUAGAAAACGGACCUUGGCUUGAUCCGAUUCGUUUUGACCUGUAAUGGGAGUAUGCUCAGUGUGAUAUUACUGGCCGAUUAACACGGAUUCAAGCGACAUCUCUUGACUAACGCUUAUAGUUGUGAAAAAUAAGAUCUCCGGUUGAACAGUAUCAUCUGUCAAAAGGUGUCCAACUUCCCCCCGAUUGACAAUGUGUGGCUAUUACUAGCCGCGUAAUCGGAGAAAAAAAUUAGAGUCAAACUUUUCAGAAAGAGGGUCGUUUGUCGCUAUGAGAGCAGAGGGGUAAGGCUAGCUCCCUGGCUAGGCUAAGUAGCUAAGCUAAGUGGCUAGGCUAAGCCUCUGUCGCCCUUCCAGUCCACCACCACCAGAGGAGGGGCAGCCGGGCUUUGUAGCAUUGCAGAUCUGUCCUGUUACGAGGUGUUGAUGCAUUUUUGUUGCCGCAGGAAUGGAGAACCACAAAUACCACCAACUCAGAGGAUCCGUUGAACUGCACUAACGGCUCUUCUGUGUGUGUGUAUAUAUAGGUUUUUGUAUGUACUUGAGGAUAUUCUCUUCGGGUGUGGAUAAGAAGAAAACAACAGGAGCCCCCCCUGAAAGGAAAUAAGUAACAACCAACGUCAGGGCUCGGAUCAGGUCUGCCGGCCGGGGCACGGUCUGAGACAGAGGAAAACCUAGUGUAAAGUGUCUUUAUUUGUGGGGGAAGAAGUCUGCGGGAAAAUGAGAAAAUACCGCACGUCCCAUUACCCCAUGAGAUACUGUAAGGACACAUGUGAAAGAGCGAGGUCAUGAAUGAUCCGCAUUCAACUAGGUCCUAGCCGGUAUUAGCACAAGUUUUGAACACAUUCAAGGUGAUAUUACUGCAGAUCGACACACCGCUCCGGACACGCCGAGGAAGCGUUUGAUCGGCGUCCUUCUGUGAAGAUUUUUAUUCAAAAUCAGUUUCAAAACACAGUCGGAAUCAUGUCGGGAGAAGUACGUUUGAAGAAACUGGAAAAGCUGAUCCUGGACGGGCCAGCUCAGUCUAAUGGCCAAUGUCUUAGUGUGGAAACGCUAUUGGAUUUCUUCAUCUGUCUCUACGACGAAUGCAACAACUCCCCGCUCAGAAGAGAGAAGAACAUUUUGGAGUUUUUGGAAUGGGCGCGACCCUUCACCUCCAAGGUGAAGCAAAUGAGGCUGCACAAGGAGGACUUCGAGAUCCUCAAGGUGAUUGGACGAGGAGCCUUCGGAGAGGUUGCCGUGGUGAAGGUGAAGAAUGCAGACAAGGUGUUUGCCAUGAAGAUCCUCAACAAGUGGGAAAUGUUGAAAAGGGCUGAGACGGCGUGUUUUCGGGAGGAGCGGGACGUGCUGGUGAACGGGAACAGCCAGUGGAUCACCACCCUGCACUAUGCCUUCCAGGAUGACAACAACCUGUACCUGGUGAUGGACUACUACGUGGGCGGGGACCUGCUGACCCUGCUCAGUAAGUUUGAGGACCGGCUGCCGGAGGAAAUGGCCCGCUUCUACCUGGCGGAGAUGGUGCUGGCCAUCGACUCUGUGCACCAGCUGCACUACGUCCACAGGGAUAUCAAGCCUGACAACAUCCUGAUGGAUAUGAACGGACACAUCCGCCUGGCCGACUUUGGCUCCUGUCUCAAGCUGAUGGAGGAUGGAACGGUGCAGUCUUCGGUGGCGGUGGGGACCCCGGACUACAUCUCCCCAGAGAUCCUGCAGGCCAUGGAGGACGGCAAGGGGAAGUACGGCCCCGAGUGCGACUGGUGGUCCCUGGGGGUCUGCAUGUACGAGAUGCUGUACGGAGAGACCCCCUUCUACGCAGAGUCCCUGGUGGAGACCUACGGGAAGAUCAUGAACCACAAGGAGCGGUUUCAGUUCCCGCAGCAGGUAGCCGAUGUGUCGGAGGAAGCGAAGGACCUGAUUCGCCGGCUCAUCUGCAGUCGGGAGCACCGAUUGGGCCAGAAUGGCAUAGAAGACUUCCAGCAGCACCCAUUCUUCUCUGGCAUCGACUGGGACAACAUACGCAACUGUGAGGCCCCCUACAUCCCGGAGGUCAGCAGCCCCACAGACACGUCCAACUUCGACGUGGACGACGACUGUCUCAAAAACUCGGAGACCAUGCCCCCUCCCUCCCACACGGCGUUCUCGGGUCACCACCUUCCCUUCGUGGGCUUCACCUACACCAGUAAAUGCGUGCUGUCAGACAGGGGCAGCCUGCGGGACCUGGCGGGGCAGGCAGGCCGGGGCGGGCUGGACCAGGUGGAAGCCUGCCUGCAGGACAGCCUGGCCACCGAGGCCUACGAGAGGAGGAUCCGGCGGCUGGAGCAGGAGAAGCUGGAGCUCAGCCGCAAGCUGCAGGAGGCGACCCAGACGGUGCAGGAGCUGCAGCACCCGGGCUCGGAGCUGCCCCUGACCCCCAGCCGGGAGCUGGAGAUCAGGAGCCUGAAGAGUGAGAUCGACCUCCUCAAGAAGCAGAUCGCCGACUCGGGCCAGAUCGAGAAGCAGCUGGAGGAUGUGACCUCGGCCAGGAGGGACAUGGACGACUCGUCCAAACACACCAGGAACCUGGAGAAGCAGAUCCGGAGCCUGACCCAGGAGAAGGACGACCUGCACAAGGACAUGGUGGAGGCCAGUGAGAAGCUCAAGUCCCAGUCCAAGGACCUGAAGGAGGCUCACGGCCAGAGGAAGCUGGCCAUGCAGGAGUUCUCGGAGCUCAACGAGAGGCUCACGGACCUCAGGACGACCAAGCAGCGUCUGGUGCGGCAGCUGCGGGACAAGGAGGAGGAGAUGGAGAGCCACGCCCAGAAGGUGGAGGCCCUGCGGCUGGAGGUGCGCAAGGCGGACAGGGCUAAGAAGGAGCUGGAGAUGGUAGCGGAGGUGCAGACGGCCGAGGCCCAGAAGGAGAGGAAGCUGAGGGAGAGGAACGAGCAGUACAGCCGACAGCUGGAGGAGGAGCUGGAGGGAUUCAAGUCCAAGCAGGGCCUGUCCCCCACCACCAGCCCCGGGGACCCCACAGCGGCGGCCUCCUCCCAGGAGGGGGCGGUGCGCCCGCGGGCCGACCUGGAGCAGAAGGUGGGCCACUACGAGGAGGAGCUGGGCCGGCGGGAGACGCAGCACGCCUCGGAGCUCAAGGCGAUGCGCAAGGAGCUGCGCGACGGCGAGGGCCAGCACCUGGCGCUGCAGAAGGAGAUCCUCAUGCUGAAGGACAAGCUGGAGAAGACCCGCCGAGAGAGUGAAGACAGUUUGAGCCAAAGCGAGCGAGAGGAGUUUGAGACGGACUCCAAACAGAAGUAUGAGAGAGAGCGCGUUCUUCUCACAGAGGAGAACAAGAAGUUAGCCAGCGAGCUGGAUAAGCUGUCCGGUAUGUUUGAGAAGGUGAGCAGCGCCAGACGGCAGCUGGAGGAGGAGCUGAGGGAGCUGUCGGACAAGAAGGAGAGCGUAGCGCACUGGGAGGCCCAGAUCACUGAGAUCAUCCAGUGGGUGAGUGAUGAGAAGGAUGCGCGCGGCUACCUACAGGCGUUGGCCACCAAGAUGACGGAGGAGCUGGAGGGUCUGAGGAACACCAGCCUGGGGGCCCGUGCCACGGACAUGCCGUGGAAGAUGCGUCGCUUCGCCAAGCUGGACAUGUCGGCCCGUCUGGAGCUGCAGUCGGCCCUCGACGCUGAGAUCAGGGCCAAGCAGGGCAUCCAGGACGAGCUCAACAAAGUCAAGGCCUCUAACAUCUCCACCGAGUGUAAACUACAGGAGGUGGAGAACAGGAACCAGGACCUGCUGUCUGAGAUCGACCGGCUGAAGAAGGAGACGGAGGAGAUGAGGCUGCGCCGGGGAGUUAAACACCAAGAUUCCCAGAAUUCCUUCCUGGCGUUCCUUAACGCCCCCACCUCAGCGCUGGACCAGUUCGAUGACUCGUUCUCGUCCUCCUCUUCUUCUUUAGUAGAGUUUUGGGAAGACCGCUCGCCCUCCGUCGGCCCGAGUAGCAAAGGCAGACGUGUGGACUCUGUGGAUAACUUCACCCCCUCCAACACUCCAUCCCGGGAAGAUGACUCCAAAUCCCACCUCAAGUCUCGCUCCCGCUCCCCUUCCAUGGCCAGUGACCUGGAGCCCAUUGAGUUGAUAGACCACUCGCCUCGCUCCGGCCAGACGCCCACUCUACGGUCUGGGGGCUACGGAAGCAUCGGACGCUCCUCGCCCAAGCCCAAAGCCCACCAGUUUGUGGUGAAGUCCUUCAACACGCCCACCAAGUGCAACCAGUGCACCUCCCUGAUGGUGGGCCUGAAGCGCCAGGGCUGCACCUGCGAAGUGUGUAACUUCUCCUGCCACGUGACGUGUGCCGACAAGGCCCCGGCCGUAUGCCCGGUCCCCCAGGACCAGACCAAGGGGCCCCUGGGAAUCGACCCCCAGAGGGGCAUCGGCACCGCCUACGAGGGCCAUGUCAGGGUCCCCAAGCCCACAGGGGUGAAGAAGGGCUGGCAGAGAGCCAUGGCGGUGGUGUGUGACUUCAAGCUGUUCCUGUACGAGCUGGGGGAGGGCAAGGCGACCUUGCCCAGCGUGGUGGUCAGCCAGGUCAUCGACAUGAGAGACGAGGAGUUUUCCGUCAGCCCAGUGUUGGCCUCGGAUGUCAUCCACGCCAACCGCAAGGACAUCCCCUGCAUCUUCAGAGUGACGGCGUCGCAGCUGUCCCCCACGACCAGCCACAAGCCGUCCAUCCUGAUGCUGGCCGACAGCGACCAGGAGCGCAACAAGUGGGUGGGGCUUCUGAGCGAGCUGCACCGCAUCCUGAAGAAGAACAAGCUGAAGGAGCGCUUCGUCUACGCCCCCAAGGAGGCCUACGACUCAACCCUGCCGCUCAUCAAGACCACCCAGAGCGCCACCAUCAUCGAUCACGAGCGUGUUGCCCUUGGCAACGAGGAAGGCCUGUAUGUCAUCCAUGUUACCAAAGAUGAGAUCAUCCGUGUGGGCGACAACAAGAAGGUGCACCACAUCGACCUGAUUGGCCAGGAGCAGCUGCUGGCCGUCAUCUCGGGGCGCAACCGCCACGUGCGCCUCUUCCCCACGCAGGCGCUGGACGGCCGGGAGACGGACUCCUUCAAGCUGCCGGAGACCAAGGGCUGCCAGGCGCUGGUGUCGGGCCCCGUGCGCGGCGGCUCCGUCACCUGCCUCUGCGUGGCCAUGAAGAGGCAGGUCAUCUGCUACGAGGUGAACAAGAGCAAGUCUCGGCACCGCCGGGUGAGGGAUCUGCAGGCCCCGGGCCACGUCCAGUGGAUGGGUCUGCUCAACGAGCGCCUCUACGUGGGCUACCAGGCCGGCUUCACCCGCUACAGUGUCCAUGGCGACCACUCUCCGGUCAGCCUGCUGCACCCUGACGACCAGACGCUGGCCUUCAUCGCUCAGGACGGCCUGGACUCGCUGUGCGCCGUGGAGAUCUCCAGCAAGGAGCUGCUGCUGUGCUUCAGCGCCAUCGGCCUCUACGUCGACUCCCAGGGCCGCCGCUCCCGGCAGCAGGAGCUCAUGUGGCCCGCCACGCCCAACGCCGCCUGCUUCAACGCCCCCUACCUGUCUGUGUACAGCGAGAACGCCGUGGACGUGUUUGACGUCAACACAAUGGAGUGGAUACAGACCAUGCCUCUGAAGAAGGUGCGACCUCUGAACGUGGACGGCUCCCUGAACCUGCUGGGCUUGGAGACGGUCAGGCUCAUCUACUUCAGGAACAAGACGGCGGAGGGCGAUGAGCUGGUGGUCCCGGAGACGUCAGACAACAGCAGGAAGCAGCUGGUGCGCAGCAUGAACAACAAGCGCCGCUUCUCCUUCAGGGUCCCCGAGGAGGAGCGGCUGCAGCAGCGGAGGGAGAUGUUGCGAGACCCAGAGAUGAGGAGCAAGCUGAUCUCCAACCCAACCAACUUCAACCACGUGGCUCACAUGGGACCAGGAGACGGGAUCCAGAUCCUCAAAGACCUGCCCAUGAACGUGCGUGUUCAGGAGAACCGGGCGGGGUUCAGCGGCUCCGUCAGCAUCCCCUCCAUCACCAAGAACCGGGCGGAGCCGGGGCGCUCCAUGAGCGCCAGCAGUGGGCUGGGCAUCCGCUCGUCCUCUCAGAACGGCAGUGCCCUGCGUCGGGAGCUCUCUGGCGGGAGCUACAGCUCCAAGCGCCACACCAUGACGUCCCCGUCCGAGAGCUCGCUGUCGUCCGGCGGAGGCGGCGAGUGCGGGGACGCCCCGCUCUCCCAGUUCGACCGAGAGUGGCAGGCGGUCUCGCCGUCGGAGAAGACCCCCGAUCUGAAAAGGGCUUUAAGGACCCUGCUUAGUAAGAUGAAGGACUCUGACUCGCCCCGUCACUCCACGGCCUCCAACAGCUCCACCUUCAGCAGUCCCCCCAGUCCCGCCUCGCCCCACAAGACCAAGUCCCUGUCCUUGGAGAGCACGGACCGCAUGGCCUGGGACACAUGAGCCAAGCCCCCUCCACCUCCACCACCACCUCCACCGCCGCCACCACCUCUGGUCCACCCAACCCACUCAACCCAUUGACUGACAGCACAGGACUCCAAUCCCUAUCUGCCAACCAAGCCCUCAGGGCCCGCCCCCUCCUCGCCCUCCAACAGAACUCAUCCAAUCGUAUCUCAUCUAAAGGUUCCUCCUCUUCUGACGUCGUACCCAAAGAACUCAUUGGCCAAUAGUGUGCUGGCCUACAUCGUCUCCCAGUAUGUCUGUAAAUACACGCUCAAAGGGCGGGUCUGGGGUCUUUCUUCUUUGGGUUAGUGGGUGUAUGUGUGGUGUGAGUUUGCGUUUUUAUUAGAAAAGGCAUUUAAAGGAUAUAGAAAGAAAUAACAUCCGCAAUACCCGUUGUGCCGCCGGCUCUUUCGCAAAUAACUUUCCCGAAACAUCGGAAACCUCGAUUUUUCCGGUGACUAUAACGGGCUGCGCCGCUUGGCUGAGUCACUGAGUUGCCAUCGGGAAAUCCGGUUUCCCGCCUAUUUGAAAAUCGCUCAAUGACCCCCUCAAUAGGCGACCGGCAGAGAGCAAAUAUGGAGAAGACAUGAUUCGUAUUGUACAUAGAACUCGCAGUGUUUUGAUCGGACGAAAUUUCCGUUUAUUUAUCGAUCUUAGACUUGGAAAGGCGGGCUCUUUGAGAGCCAGAGUGAAGCGGUGACAUAUAAUUUUUUACCUCGGGGAAAGAAUUGAUAUUGAAAGACAGACGAGCUGCAAUUUUAUUUUAUUUUAUUUUGCUCUUCUAAUUGACACUAGCUAGGUGCAGUGAAUGAAUUUUGACUGCGAUACGGCAGCGUUACUAAGCAACGCAUUACGGAGUGAGUUUUAUUUCUUUUUAGAGACUUACGCCCCACUCUGUCAUCUGGUCCGUAGGGAUUGUCUUUUUUUUGGUUUCAGACGCGUGCGCGGACACUCAGAAUACAUUCGACACUGUGUGAUGACAUUGUCACGGCUCUCUUAUGCUAACCUCUUCCUCACCGGGGGCCAGUGAGAGUGACCUCAUCAGUAGAGCUCGGGACCACCUCCCAUGUAGAUGUAGCCCCCCCGACCGCCAUCCGGACCACCAGUUGAACACCACACCAAUUUACUCGGCAACAACAAAAUGGAUUCCCACCACAAUAAUGUAUAUAGAAUCAAAGUAGAGAGUAAUAUAUGAUAUGGAAAAUACUAUAGCGAAAUACAUGGGAGAGAGAGAGAGAGAAAAAAUCCUUACUCUUUUGUUCAUCUUUUUAAACUUUUGUUGUAUCCUUUGGUCGAGUGAUUAUUUUUGCUGGGUUGUAUUCACACGGAAGCCAUUUUUAAACCACUUUCCAAUGUGUUUUUGUUUCUUUCUUUUUUUUAUUGUAUGUAUUACACAUUGCGUGUUCGAUUUUUCUUCACUUGGUUUGCGUUUUGGGUGAAGAAAGUUGUUAUUAUCGGUGGUCGAGUAAACAGAGGCAUUUAACAAACAUACACACACACACGUGUGUAUGUCUGAAGCUCACUGGGUCAGUGCACGCACACACAGGCACGCACAUACACACAUACAGAAGUGGUGAGGGGGCCGCGUCAUUCUGCUCUACCUUAGUAUUCUCUUCUCCCCCGCAGAGAGAAGGCAGCCGAGUUUUCUUCUGAACUUUCAUUGGUCGAUCGGUGUGUCACGAAUACUGGUUAAUUUCCAACCAACCCUAUGGUAUCCCUGGUUCUAAAGUGGAGAUAUUUGGGGGCGAGAACUCAUUCAAACCAAAAGAAAGAAGAUUUGUAGAUUCUGAUCGCCUUGUGUAUUCCGAAGACUGUUGAACUGAUGCGUUGAGUCUGGACGAAUUGAAACGCAUUAAAGAAACUAAAAGGAGAUUGUAACCAUUGAUUGGCGACGGAGAGGAAAGGUCAUCCUUCUGUGUUUUAUUUUAUGUAUUCCAGAUCUCCUGUCAUUUGUUCUUCAGACUAUUUAACCUGUGGGUUAUCAUGUGUUGGUUAAAUCUGGAGGGAAGCAGCAAGGCACUAUUUAUAGGCAACACAAAACAAUUGAAAAGGAUCUCUAUUGAAAUGUACAGGCGAAAGCUGUGAGGGGGAGGCUGCAGACCGCAGGUUACAGGGAAGUUACUGGCCCUCGUGUUUUUUUAACCUAGCCAACCAAUCGCUUGUUCCCAUCGGGGCUAAAGCCAAACACUAGCCUUUAGCACCGAGUGCUGCUAUCCGGCCGUUAUAACACAUUGUAAAGUAGGCCUACUAUUCAAAGACGUAGACAAAACACGCCGUCAUCCACGUACGAUGCUAUAUAUGUUAGGCUCUAGAGGCAGACGCUCAUAGCAAUACCAAUUUGUAACAUGAUGUGAUAAAGUUAUGUCUUGUAACUGUUGAUGCCACUGAUUUCCCUGUAAGCUGAGGAUCUGCUUUGUCUGCAAGUACUCAACACCUGUUCAACCUCGUUUCUGGUCGAGGGUGUCUAUCUCUUCCUCUGAGGUUGAUUCCGGGCAUAGUCAAUUUGGAUCAUUAUCAUGGUUGAGCUCUACUACUGAAACCUCAGGGCUCCCUUUAUGAAAUUUGGGUGGCUACUAGUGUUUCCAAUCCUAAGAAAGUAGCUUAACCAUAUAUCGCUAAAAGCUAAACACACCAAUACGUUUCUGCCCCUUUCCAAAAUCGUCACUUUUAAUUCCAAUAGAAAAUAAUUCCUUGCUUGAAAUUCAGCGUUUAUAAGAAUCAUUUCUUUUUUUUUCUUUAGAUACGAGAGUGCAAUGUGAAUUCCGACACUCCAGAUUGUGACAAAACCUGGUUUUAAUUCCAAGAGAUCAGCACCUCCUAUAGGGCAUUUGUUUUAAUUUCACCUUAACCUCACUAUCAAAACUACCUUCUGGACUUUGUCUGUGUGGAAAGGAUUCGAGGUCCAUGGAUACUACAUACUGUAUAGACCCCCCCCCCCCCCACUCAACCUGCUACAACGAAAAUGUUUGAGGGAAAAAAUUUAAUGAACUCAGGAAAUGUUGGAACCAAUUAAUAUUUUCACAAAACGAUGGAGAUGAGUGUGCUAGAAUUUGGGAUUGAUGAAUGAGUGAAUGAAGGUGUGAACCGGUGAAUUGAUGAGAAGAGAGAGAGAGAAUUCUAGCUAUAGUGUAGGAGGGUACCAGGUUUUGGGUGAAAGGAUCAAGGUGGUCUAAAGGGUUUUUAUGAAAUUUUAUUAAGAUAUAGUAGGGACGGAGCCCGUUGGUUUGACACUAGUUGUUGGCUGCGUUGCCACAGUGGUAGCCCCGAAGAAGUGGAGAAUAAAAUUUGCCUUUUGCAUUUCAGUGAGGUCUUAUCUACACUACUUUCUAUAUUGUUUUCCUUUCUUUCAUAUCAUAUUACACUUUUUGUUUUUGUUUUUCUAGGAUUGCUUUGUAAUAAUUUGUACAGUUUUGCAUGUUAUAGAUGUAAUCUUUUUUUUUUUUUCUUGGACUUGGCUUUUUUGUUUUUCAACGGUUUGGGCGUUUUGUGUCGUUUUAUUUUUUGCUGAGGAUAACCCACUACAGGUGUUGUAGAUUCUUUUUUGCACAAAAAAACAUAUUUAAGGUGUAAGGUCAAUUCAAAAACAAAAAAAGAGAUAAUGUAUGAAAGUGGCAGCCACGCGUAUGUGGAGAACUCAUGUUAAUCUGUCUCCGAUGUAUUUCAAUAAAACGGAGCGCUGUUACAAACACAA
Messenger RNA from Gadus morhua (Atlantic cod), 10253 nucleotides. RefSeq names its product CDC42 binding protein kinase alpha (DMPK-like) b (gene cdc42bpab). Gene Ontology annotation, biological process: peptidyl-threonine phosphorylation; actomyosin structure organization. Lineage: Eukaryota; Metazoa; Chordata; Actinopteri; Gadiformes; Gadidae. Bases 1088 to 6562 code for a protein of 1824 amino acids. Gene Ontology annotation, cellular component: cytoskeleton; actomyosin; cytoplasm. Gene Ontology annotation, molecular function: ATP binding; protein serine/threonine kinase activity. The record is from RefSeq and is a predicted model, not a curated record. The transcript is spliced from 45 exons.